AUGGUUUCCUACAGAUUGGUCGCUCUUGGGGCUGCCGGCGUGCACUUUAUGGGUGCUGCGAAUGCGAUUGGCGUUCCUGGUGUCUCUGUCAGUGUCCCUGUCAGUGUUCCUGUCACCAGUGUCAUCAACGGAGUCACCACUACUCUUGGUGGUGUGGUUACCACUGUCGUCAGUGAUGGAAUCAGUCUUGUGUCCACCAUCGUUUCGGCCGCCCAAACUGACGUCUCUUCUGCCGCCUCUGUCGCUACGAGUGUGGCCGAUGGGCUCACCUCUACUCUCGCCUCGGACAUCUCGUCCGCUGCCUCCGUCGCUACGAGCGUGGCUGACGGUCUUACUUCCACUCUCGCCUCGGACAUCUCGUCCGCUGCCUCCAUCGCUACAAGCGUGGCUGAUGGUCUUACUUCCACUCUCGCCUCGGACAUCUCGUCCGCUGCCUCCGUCGCUACGAGCGUAGUCGAUGGCCUCACCUCUACUCUGGCCUCGGACAUCUCCUCUGUUGCCUCGCUUGCUACAUCCGUCGCUGGAGACGCCACCUCUAUUGCCGCCUCUGUGGCUUCCAGCAUUGCAUCCGUCAUUGCUAGCGAUCUGCCCUCCGGAGUCAUUCCCUCCAGUGUCAUUUCUGGCAUCAUCAACACCUUGACUUCCGACCUUUCCGGUGCCAUUCCCACCAACCUUCCCGGAGAGAUUUCUAGCAUCCUAUCAGACCUUCCCACCAGCGUUGUUUCAAGCAUCGUUGGUGGUCUCCCCACCGGUCUUCCUCUCACCUCCGAUCUGCCUUCUAGUGUUUUGUCAGGUGUUCUCGGCGCUGGCAGCACUACCAGACUUCCUGGAAUCCCUUUCUCGACUGUACCGCUCCCCACCGGUAUCUUGACCGAGCUGCCUUCAGGUGUCGUUUCGAGCAUCUUGAGCGGCUUGCCUACAAGCGACCUCCCUUCAGGUUUCUCGACCAUGAACCCCACCUCUAUCCUCACCGGUCUUCCCUCGGGUGUCAUUUCGAGCAUUCUCAGCAACCUUCCUUCCAGCGUCUUGACCGGCCUGCCUACCCCUACCCCGACCACUCUCCCCACUGGCAUCUUGACCGAGCUUCCCUCGGGUGUCAUCUCCAGCAUCCUGAGUGGUCUUCCCUCCAGCGACUUGCCUUCGGGUGCUUCGACUCUCAACCCCACCUCUAUCCUCACUGGCCUCCCAUCGGGUGUCAUCUCGAGCAUUCUCGGCAACCUUCCUUCCAGCGUCCUGAGCGGUCUUACUACCCCUUCUGGUAGUGCUACUGGCUCCGCUUCGUCAUCGGCUUCUGCAACAAACUCGGCAUCAUCUGCUCUCCCAACUCAGCUUACUGUUGAUGGUGUCACCUUCGGCCUUGAGUACAACAAGACAUACCUUGGAGUCACCCUUGACAUUGGAGCCACCUUGGCCAAGAGACAAGGCCAGACUUUCGACGGCUGUGUAGCCGACUGUGCUGCAGACGUCACUUGCAAGGGAACCGCAUUCGAUACCGCUACCGGUCUCUGCACAUUCUACCGCUGUGUUGAUCUUGCUUCGGGCCAAGCUGCUCCCGGUAUUGACUUUGCCCUCUUCGAAUCCAGUGUUGUUGAUUCCAGAUCGGGUGUCGCUUGUGGCCCUGGUGUUGUCGCAACUUCUGGCUCUCCUGCCUCUACUGGAAACGUAAUUGACGCAUCUUCAGUUGUUGGUGGAGGUGCCGCAGUCACUGGAGCUCCUGGCUCGGGCUCAGCUGCUGGUGGUCAACCUUUCACCACCGUCUUCACCGUCACUGCCUGCCCUUCCACAGUCACCGACUGCCCUGCUUCUGAGAAAACCACCUACCUCAGCACCGCAACCCUCAAUGGAGCCGCUGCAUCUGGCCUCGUGACCGCCACUCUCUACAGCACGUCUGUUCAGACUAUCUACUCUUGCGCUCCCACCGUCACCAACUGCCCUCUCAGAAACGGAGCAUCAGCCACGACCGAUGUCAUUGUCGCUUACACUACUGUUUGCCCCGCUGCCCAGGCUUCUGCUCUCAUGGCCGCAAACGGCUCUGGCUCCAACUCUGGUUCCGGUUCAGGUUACCUCUCCAACGGAUCUGGCUCUGGCUCCAACUCGAACGUUGUUGUCGUUGGUCAGAACGGAAAUGGUGCCAACUCUGGCUCCAACGGAUCUGGCUCGAACUUGCCUGUUGUUUCGGUCAUCAUCUACACCAGCGGUGGCACUGUCUACACAACCACCACCAGCUGCCCUACCGUCGGCACAAUGGCAUCUACCGCCAACGGCAAUGUUGUUGUCGGCACUCAAGCACCUGGUGGCAACAUGCCCGGCUCCAACACCCCUGCUGGCAACGCCCCUGGCACAAACGCCUACGUCGUCGUCUCCUGCAGCAACGGGGUUUGCCAGAACUCGACCAAGACCGCUUCCUCUGUCACUGGCACCAGCUCUCCCAGCAUGGCCAUCUUCACUGGCGCUGCUUCGCUCGUGACUCCUGGCAUGUUUGUUGGAGGCGCUGCUGCUCUCUUUGGUGCUCUGAUGAUGUAA
Molecule: messenger RNA, 2523 nt
Organism: Aureobasidium uvarum
Lineage: Eukaryota; Fungi; Ascomycota; Dothideomycetes; Dothideales; Saccotheciaceae
Source: the annotation of a GenBank genome assembly